GGAGUCGCGGUUCGGCGGUGGAGACCGGAGGGCUCGGGGCUCCGAGUGGCAGCGCGCUCGCGGCGAGCCGGCCCGAGCCCGGGCGGCGGGUACUUCGCCAUGCCGGGGAUGGUGCUGUUCGGCCGGCGCUGGGCCAUCGCCAGCGACGACUUGGUCUUCCCGGGGGUCUUCGAGCUGUUCGUGCGAGUGCUGUGGUGGAUCGGCAUCCUGACGCUGUACCUCAUGCACAGAGGGAAGCUGGACUGUCCUGGUGGCGUCCUGCUCAGCAGUUACCUGAUCGUGCUCAUCAUUCUGCUGGCAGUUAUCAUAUGCACCGUGUCAGCCAUCGUGUGUGUCAGCAUGAAAGGGACCAUUUGUAAUCCUGGACCACGGAAAUCCAUGUCUAAGCUGCUCUACGUGCGCCUGGCACUCUUUCUGCCAGAGAUGGUCUGGGCGUCCCUGGGGGCCGCCUGGAUAGAGGACGGUGUUCAGUGUGACAGGACGGUGGGGAAUGGCAUCAUUGCGACUGUCGCCGUCAGCUGGAUCAUCAUCGCCUCCACCGUGGUCACCAUCGUCAUCGUCUUUGACCCGCUGGGGGGGAAGAUGGCUCCGUAUCCCCCUGCGGGCCCCCAUCACCUGGAUAGUCGUGAGUCCAGCCAGUUACUUAAUGGCCUCAAGACGGCAGCUACAAGCGUGUGGGAAACGAGAAUCAAGUUCCUGUGCUGCUGCGUCGGCAAAGACGACCGUACUCGAGUUGCUUUUUCGAGUACGGCAGAGCUUUUCUCAACCUACUUUUCAGACACGGACCUGGUGCCCAGCGACAUUGCAGCAGGGCUCGCUCUCCUCCACCAGCAACAGGACAGCAUCAGGAACAACCAGGAGCCUGACGAGGUGGUCAGCCAUUCCCCAGGGCCCUCCCAGGAAGCUGAUUUGGACGCAGAAUUAGAAAACUGUCAUCACUAUAUGCAGUUCGCCGCAGCUGCCUAUGGGUGGCCCCUCUAUAUUUACAGAAACCCUUUUACAGGGCUGUGCAGGAUUGGUGGUGACUGUUUCAGAAGCCGGACAACCGAUUAUGACUUGGUUGGAGGUGAUCAGCUCAACUGUCACUUUGGCUCCAUCCUGCAGACGACGGGGCUGCAGUACCGGGAUUUCAUUCACGUCAGCUUUCACGACAAGGUGUACGAGCUCCCCUUCUUAGUGGCCCUGGACCACAGGAAGGAGUCGGUGGUGGUGGCUGUGAGGGGAACCAUGUCUCUCCAGGACAUCCUUACGGACCUGUCAGCGGAGAGCGAGCCGGUCGACCUCGAGUGUGAGGUGCAGGACUGCUGGGCACACAAGGGGAUUUCUCAAGCUGCCAGAUACGUUUACCGACGACUCAUCAACGACGGGAUUUUGAGCCAGGCGUUCAGCGUUGCACCUGAAUACCGGCUGGUCAUCGUGGGGCACAGCCUGGGGGCAGGCGCCGCAGCCCUGUUGACCAUCAUGCUCAGAAGCUCAUACCCACGAGUCAGGUGUUACGCCUUUUCCCCGCCCAGGGGGCUGCUGAGCAAAUCCCUUUAUGAAUACUCUAAGACCUUCAUCGUGUCACUUGUUCUGGGCAAGGACGUGAUUCCCAGGUUAAGUGUGACCAACUUGGAAGAUCUGAAGAGGAGAAUCUUGCGAGUGAUUGCUCACUGCAACAAGCCCAAGUACAAGAUCCUGCUGCGCGCGUGCUGGUACGAGCUGUUUGGAGGGCACCCCGAGGACCUGCCGACGGAGCUGGAUGGGGGCGACCUGACGCAGCCUCUCCUCGGGGAGCGGAGCCUGCUGGCGCACGGGUCCCCGGCCUACAGCUUCUCCAGCGACUCCCCGCUCGAGUCCCCCACCAAGUACCCCCCUCUCUACCCUCCCGGCAGGAUCAUCCACCUGGAGGAAGUGGGCACUUCAGGGAGGUUUUCCUGCUAUCCUGCUGCUCGGUAUAGUGUGAAAUGGUCACACGAAUCGGAAUUCAGCAAAAUACUCAUCGGCCCAAAGAUGCUAACAGACCACAUGCCCGACAUCCUGAUGAGAGCCCUGGACAGCGUGGUGUCCGACAGGGCCGCUUGUGUUUCCUGUCCGACCCAGGGAGGCUCCAGUGUGGAGGUCGCGUAACCAGGGCAACUGGGAGCUGCUCGGGCCGUGGACAUCUGAGUGAUUCCCACGAUGCCAAUGAUCGGAUUUCAGUGGUCUCCUAAAUGACUGAGUAAUUUGAGAAAUACUUCUGACUACAAUAUUCACACUAUCAGGAGCCAGGAGAGCACUGAGGUGACGGCCCCCCCGAGACUGAGUGGGUGUCACGCCCUUUUCUGUAGGCCUGCUGAUUCCCGGGAGUCCCACAGCCAGGUUUAAGGCCCUAACGAGCUGUAGGCGCCCGCCCCUCAGGCCACCUUUUCAGUGACAGGGUCCUGCCUUACGAGUUGGCACACAGGUGUGCAGUGUAUUCUGCAAACUGGACUUUCCCGCCUGCACAAACUCAGUAUCAGUUGCGAGGGUGCAGGCUGGGGUCUGUCAUGGGUGGCACUAAGCGAGGGUCAGCCCUGAGCUCCGACUGGGAAUCGGACGAAAGCAGGUCGGGGAGGCGAGCGGAGCCUGCAGCUCCUGGCCUCCGGGUGCCCUGUGCCCUGCUCACGCUGCUUGCUUCACCAGCCUCAGGGUGGUGGCCCAGUUCUCGUGGGGUAUUCGCAGAGGUCGGCCAGUGGAUUCAGAGUGAGUUAAAAAAAAAAAGCACUUACGUAUCAUGAGUGCCUGCACAGCCAUGAACUCUUCCAGUGGGUGUUUCUGGGAAGGUCUAUUUUACUGGGUAGUUUUACAACAGUCCUGUUUUAAACAUCUUUUUUCUGUCCACUGUAAACAACAAAAUGGAGUCUUAGGUUUUCCUGGAGCUCUGGCUAAAGACUGAAGGUUGCCCAGGCGUCUGACUGCACUCCACCCCCGAUCCAAACCCUGUAAGAUGAGAGUAAUGGGAUUCCUUUAGAAAGCAUAGACCCACAAGGACGGGGGGAAGAAGAGACAGGAACAAUGAGAUGGCCAGAGGUAAGCGGACUCCUGGGUGAAGUGGGGAAGGAAAGACAAGAAUAAAUCCGGUCUACAAACCAGAUGCCCCACGUACCUCGGACCCGGGCAUGAAGCAGACAGCGGGGGACCAGCCGGAGUGACGGCUGGAAGAAAUCUGGCUCCUCGCUUGCUUCAGGGUAGAGGGGGCGCUGGACACCAGCGCAGUAGAACAACUCCUCCCACUUGGCCCCCAUAACCUUUAAGAAGGUGCUCCAAGGAAAUCAGACCUCUAGGGAUACCCGCCCCCUCAGGGCCUAGUAGCUGUCACAGCCAUACCACCUUAGUUUUUGAAAACCCACAAAGGUCUCUGACUGAAAUGCUGCGGUAACAUCCAACUGCUACAAGUUUCGUUUCUAAACAUAAUUCCUGUAC
Messenger RNA from Globicephala melas (long-finned pilot whale), 3423 nucleotides. Its product is annotated as diacylglycerol lipase-beta. Gene Ontology annotation, cellular component: plasma membrane; cytoplasm. NCBI's taxonomy places the organism in Eukaryota, Metazoa, Chordata, Mammalia, Artiodactyla, Delphinidae. The record is from RefSeq and is a predicted model, not a curated record. Gene Ontology annotation, biological process: arachidonate metabolic process; diacylglycerol catabolic process; neurogenesis. Gene Ontology annotation, molecular function: triacylglycerol lipase activity.